AUGUCACUAUUAUCAGAUGGGGCAGGAGAGACGUGGAUCUCAUCAUACUGCUCAUUGAUGGGCCAUGAAUACUUUGCAGAAGUCUCAGAAGAGUUCAUUGAAGACGACUUCAACCUGACUGGAUUGGGGUCCCAGGUGCCGUUGUAUAAAGAGGCACUAGAACUCAUUUUGGAUGUGGAGCCUGAUUCAGAAGACGAAGAUGAUGAAGAAGAGGAGGACGAGUAUGAGGAAGAUGAAGAUAUCGUGUUAGGCGACGAAAGAUCUCCAGACUAUAAAAAGGCUGAUAGAAAACACAGUCGUGUUGCUAGCGAUUUAAGUGUGAUCGAGAGCUCUGGAGAACUGUUAUAUGGGCUAAUCCAUCAACGCUACAUAACGUCCCGGCAAGGCAUGCAACAAAUGCUAGAAAAAUAUCAGCUGCAGCAUUUUGGAUCCUGUCCUCGAGUCCUAUGUGGUGGAUGCAAGGUGUUACCUGUCGGCCGCUCAGAUAUCCCUGGGGUAGACACAGUAAAACUAUACUGCCCUAGCUGUCAAGACAUCUACACCCCUCCAAACAGCAGGUUCCAGUCCGUUGAUGGGGCCUUUUUCGGGACAACUUUUGGUUGUCUAUUCUUUAUGACCUUCCCAGAGCUCGAUGUUGCAUCAAAGACAGACUCCGCUACCAAUGCACUAGCUGGGUCCAACGCACGACGUACCUCCUUAAACACGCCAUCAUCAGCCAACCCUUCACAACCAGCUCCAAAUCAACCAACCCAACUUAAUGGCUUUAUGGUAGCCAACCUUGCGCCAGGCUUGGGCCACGGUAAAAUAUACGAACCGCGCAUAUACGGCUUCAAAGUAGCAGAACGCGCCAGGUCUGGGCCACGGAUGAAAUGGCUUCGAAUGAAACCACAAGACAUUAAUGAGCUGGAUGAAACGGGAAUAUACCAUUCUGGUCGACCAGAUAACGGCCUUGGCGGUGACGAGGACGAGGAGGACCAGGGUGACAGAGAUGCAGCCCUGACAGUCAUUAAUCAACGCAAGAAGGCCCCCAUCCGUCGACGGAGGGUAGCUGCGCCGCACAGUACGGAUCCUAUGGACACGAAUGGGGAUAAGGCGGGCAAAUAG
Molecule: messenger RNA, 1104 nt
Organism: Arthroderma uncinatum
Lineage: Eukaryota; Fungi; Ascomycota; Eurotiomycetes; Onygenales; Arthrodermataceae
Product: casein kinase II subunit beta-1
Exons: 1
Coding region: 1-1104 (367 amino acids)
Cellular component (GO): cytoplasm; protein kinase CK2 complex
Molecular function (GO): protein kinase regulator activity
Source: RefSeq, a predicted model, not a curated record